This is a messenger RNA of Beta vulgaris subsp. vulgaris (sugar beet), 1237 nucleotides long. RefSeq names its product probable carboxylesterase 2. The record is from RefSeq and is a predicted model, not a curated record. The coding region runs from base 114 to 1097 and encodes 327 amino acids. Gene Ontology annotation, molecular function: hydrolase activity. The transcript has a single exon. NCBI's taxonomy places the organism in Eukaryota, Viridiplantae, Streptophyta, Magnoliopsida, Caryophyllales, Amaranthaceae.
ACAGAAACCAUAAACCAUAGAAGUUUACUUGUGCUACAGUCUACAGAGGUACUACAAAAUAGGAGUCUAGAGAAGAUUUAUUCUGCAACAGAAAAAGAGAGGUAUAGAUCAAAAUGGAAGAAGCAAUGAAAGCAAUAGCUAGUGUAAAGUUAGAAGAUGUAGCUACUAACUUUCCCCCCUUUAUGGUGAUCUACAAAGAUGGAACAAUACAGAGGUUUCUUGGCACCCAAACUGUGGCCGCAUCGACAGAUGCGGCCACAGGGGUGGAGUCUGAGGACGUAGUGAUAUCCCCAAAAGACGAAGGCGGAGUAUGGGUGCGCCUAUACAAGCCUAAAGAUACCCUGCAGGGAUCAAAGAGGCUUCCUGUAGUGAUUUACUUUCACGGAGGAGCCUUCUGUGUGGAAACAGCAGCAUCACCUACAUACCACAACUACCUCAACACAUUAGCCUGUAAGGCCAAUGUGAUAGUGGUGUCUGUGGACUAUAGAUUAGCCCCAGAACACCCUCUACCAGCUGCGUACGAGGAUUCGUGGGCGGGUGUUAAGUGGGUUGAUGAUGGGCAGGGACAUCAGUGGAUCAGAGACUAUGCUGAUCUGUCUAGAGUAUUCUUUGCAGGAGACAGUGCAGGUGCUAACAUAUCCCAUCACAUGGCGAAACGAGUAGGAAAAGGAAAAGAAAUGAUGAAUCUGAAAUUGAGAGGCAUUCUUCUGGUGCACCCAUAUUUCUGGGGUAUAGAAAGGAUUGGAUCUGAGGCUAACAAGAUUGCCAAUCUUCCAGGAGGAGGAAUGGCAGAGAGACUGUGGGAAUUUGUCUGUCCUGGGACAAGUGGCGCGGAUGAUCCCCUGAUAAACCCGGCUAUGGACACUGAGUUGGGGGAUUUGGCUGGGGAGAAGGUGAUGAUUUGUGUGGCAGAGCAGGAUAUGCUCAGGGACAGGGGUUUACACUACAAGGAGGCAUUGGUUAAGGGCAACUGUAAGGCAAGUGUUGAAGUUGUUGAGACCCUAGAGGAGAAUCAUGUCUUCCACUUGCUCAAUCCGGCCUCAGCCAACGUAGUCCCUUUCAUGAACCAGGUUGUUGCUUUCCUCAACUCAGCUUAGUUGAUGGAAUAGUGAGUACUUAGUAGUAGUAAUUGAGUAAUGAUUUCUAAUUUAUUGUGCUUAUGUUGUCUAAAGUUAGCUCAAGUUUUUCCAAAUGUAUUACCUCUACUUUCAUCUUCAUAAUUAAGGUACUUCUUCUA